Molecule: messenger RNA, 372 nt
Organism: Rotaria sordida
Lineage: Eukaryota; Metazoa; Rotifera; Eurotatoria; Philodinida; Philodinidae
Source: the annotation of a GenBank genome assembly
AUGCAUUCACUCACUGCUAUUGUUAUUGUUAUUAUUAUGGUUAGUUUUCUACAAUUCAAUAAAAUAUUAUGUCAAUCAGAAUAUGGAAGUUUUUUUCCAAUACCAUUGACUAUAUCAAAUGAAGAUCCUAAUUUUCGACAAUGUCCUAUGGAAAAUAGAGCAUAUGCUUAUACAACUAAUUGUUCACUCUUUCAUUAUUGUACAUUUGGAAUUCAUAGAAUUUAUUUAUGUAUUGAUGGAUUCUUUUUUAAUCCAAUUAGUGGUCGAUGUCAAUAUUUAUCAAUGGAAAAAGAUGUUAAAUGUGAAGUAAUUCUUCAAAAAAUGAUGGAUACAGAUUUUUAUCCACUUGUUGAAACUGUUAAAGGUAAAUGA